GGUUGCUAACCCCGAUAGAUGUAUGGAAUACAAAGAUAUGAAAAAUAAUCACGCUUAUAUUAGGUUACUGACUUUGGUAUACGUAUGCAAUGCAAUGAGAAGCCAAGUGGGCUUUAUGGGCUCCGUUUAUCAGUGCUGGUGACCCAAUCAAGUGUAAUUUUGUUUGGCGACAUCUGUUGUCCAAUUUGAGAGCUGGUGGCUCAGCUCAAAACAUGAACCUUAAGCCAUACACCCCAAUUGUUAUCAAUUCGCUCCAUUGCCAUUUGUGGUAUGGCAACCUAUCUGACAGUUGCUAAGACACAUUUACUGAAGUCCUCCAAGGGUUUUCCUCUAAGCUGUCAACACAAAACCCAAUUUUUAAACUACAUUCCCUUAACCCGAGACUCGAGAGACUGAAUUGAGGUUCCGACAGGGUGGCCUCCAACUGUUGGUCACAAUAACUUGAAUGUCGACAGUCCAAAGCACUCCAACUUCUUGCCUCUCUCCCGAGUCCUUUUGACAAUUUAUUUAUUCAAGGAAACAUUUUUGCCCUUAACUGUGUGUUCUUCCCAAAAGUUUUUCUCACUGGACUAAUCAUUGUGGCCAAGCUUCCUCCGUGGUGAGAAUGAUCCCACUUCUGUUGCGGUUUGUUGUUCUAAUUCAAGGUCAGCUGAGCAAAAGUAUCGGAGCACAUAAAUCACAAGGAAUAUUUGUGUGGAGCCAUUUUGAAGCACUUUAAUGUCUCAAACUAAACCUUGACACUUUGGGUGGAAAAUUAUAAAUCAAAGCACUUCUGAUGGAAACUCAAAAGAAAACAAGUAUUUUUUAGGUUCACUACCUUUCGCCUCCAUGACUGAUACUUGUUGAACACGUGUACUAAAUCUUGGGCUCGUGCACACACUUUUUAGAGCUUACCAUAGAGAAUUUUUUAACAUCAUUUAUUUCAAGCUUCAUUAACGACUGCUCUUCUUAACAACACGCGCACACACACGCACGCACGGUGUUUGUUCAUUUGAUGCGUAUUCAGAGGAUUAUUUCUUACGUGCAUACACUGCAACUGAACGGUUUCUCGCCACGAUGUCUUCUCGCGUGUUGAACCAAUCCUGAACAUCACAAAAAGUUGAAUUGCGGACCGGUGAGGGAAAAGGUUUCUCACCAUUCAGUGUGUUCUUUAUGGAGAACCUUUUAGGGCAAACUGGACAGUCAAAAGGUUUUUUUUUCUCUUUUUAUGUUUCGGUGCUCGUCUCUUUCCCAAAAUUCAAGCGCGCGAGCACUUUUUGACGUUCGGUGCACUGACUUGCAUCUUGCCAAGAGGGUCACCGUUCCUCUAUGCCCAUGAUGCAACGCGGUGUGACGUCACGUCCGACAGUGAGCGUUGGCCCAAGUGAAGUCGACGUAAGCUCCAACUUGGGCUGCGUUUCUUCGACUUCUUCGGCGAUUUGUGUCAUCAAACGUGCUUCACGUAACUUUCUGCCCCAGUUAGCACUGAACGCACCGAAGCCUCACAAUGCGUCGGUCGCGUUUAGUUGGAGUCAAACAUUGUUAAAUCCUGAUGAGCUCGUCGAAGCUGGCUAGCGUAGCUUAGUUUAUCUUAGCUUAGGUUCGUUUAGCGUUCGCUCGCCGAGCCCGAACAGAGACGCGUUUACCUCCACAUCGCUCAGCCUACAUCAAAUGUGAACGUAAAGUUUUGCACUUGGCGUGGGAAAAAAAAAAAAAAAAGAAUGUGUGCUAAAAUAGAAGAACUAGAGUACAAUGAGCAACUAUGUCGACCAAAAGAAGACAACGAGCGACAACAUGAGCUACUGGACGAUGUUCGCCAUCAGCCUCAAGUUGUGACACAAAAAGCAGACGUCAGUGAAAAAAGUCUUCAAUCUGAAGAGCGGGCGUGGCAAGUCACGGUCAAGGAGGAGGAGCUUGACCGCCCUCGCGUUAAAGAGGAGAAGGAUGGGUCUGACGUCACCAAGUUUUCAUUGACUUGUGUCGUCAUGAAGAGUGAAGACCAAGCUGAGUGGUCAGCGCUUCAUUCGGGUCAGAGUGAAGAGAGCGGAGGGGCGGAGCCUCUGACCAGCAGCUCAAGUCAACGCGGCGUGAAAACCGAAGACGACGGAGGAUCGCCGGCAGCCAGCCUCUUCGGUCCGCAAUCUGAGAGUGACGACGCAACGUCACACUCUUCUGACGACGGUGAACACUCCAAAGUCAUGGAAAAAGGAGCCCAGAGGCAACCUGUUCGAGGGAGAGGCCGCGGCGGUCCGGUCAAAGAAGUGAAAAAACGCGGUGGAGCGAGACCCAAGAUUCCCAAUGAAAUCCGGGCCGCAGUCCUGGACUACGUCAUCAACCACGGUCUGACGUUUAAGGAGGCUGGGCAACGGGUCACACCCGCUUUGACUCGGAGCACUGUGGGAUCCAUGGUCAGAGUUUUGCGCCAUCAGAAUCGAAUCAACAGACUACCACAAAACGGCGGCAGAGACAAACUCUUCAACGCGAGUCAGGAGGCAGCCAUUGUGGCGAUGGUUGCUGCAAACAACGCCAUCCGACUGCGUGACAUCAAAGAAGCCAUCAUUGCAGAUAAACUGACGUUCCCGGACAUCGACAGCGUUAGUUUGUCGACAAUUGACCGAGUUCUGAAGCAUAAGAAUAUAGCCUUGAAAAAGGUCUUUCGAGUUCCGUUCCAAAGGAACGCCGACGUGUUGAAGGAGGCGAGGUACAGGUACGUACAGGAAAUAAUGGAACUCGAGAGCAGCGGUAAAAAUCUCCAGUUCAUCUUUGUGGACGAGGCGGGCUUCAAUCUAGCGAAGGUCACCAGAAAAGGGAAGCGAUUCAUCGGGCAGAGGGCCACCGUGACGGCGCCGGACCAGCGGGGAGCCAAUAUCACCAUGUGUGCCGCCAUCGCCGACGACGGGGUCCUCUGCCACAGCGCUAUCAUUGGGCCCCUCGACACGGAGCGCCUCGUCGUCUUCCUCGAUUCCCUCCUGCGCAGGCUGAUUCCCCCCGGAGAAGGCGAGCCGUCGGGGCCCGGCGCGCCGUCGUACGUCAUCGUUUGGGACAACGUCGCCUUCCACCGCUCCGACCCGGUCAACCGGUGGUUUGCCGAGCGGCCCCGGACGGCGAUGCACUUCCUGCCCGCGUGCUCCCCUUUCCUCAGUCCCAUUGAGGAGUUCUUCUCGGCGUGGAGAUGGCAGGUGUUGGAUUGCCAUUCUCAUCGAGGCAUGUCCCUGUUGGACGCCAUGAAUGCCAGUUGUCGGGCCAUAAACGCGGAAAGCUGUCAGGGAUGGAUCCGACGGGCAAGGAGAUUCUUUCCCCAGUGCGUCGCGAGAGAGGACAUCCAAUGUGACGUGGAUGAAAACCUGUGGCCCAACGAGAAGGAGCUGGUGGACUAGCAACGGGUUCGUUAGGCCCGUUGGAUUUUUUUCUGCCUCGCAAAAGUGCUCCUUUGUGCACAUUUUGGGUGAGAGCGCUCGCCUCGGGUUGCUCCUCACUGAUUGGUGACCCAAGAGCCACAUUCCAUCCAUCAAUCAUGUCAAUAAAGAUGGCCUCACAAAUGA
This is a messenger RNA of Syngnathoides biaculeatus (alligator pipefish), 3521 nucleotides long. RefSeq lists its product as uncharacterized. The transcript has 5 exons. Bases 1701 to 3356 code for a protein of 551 amino acids. Lineage: Eukaryota; Metazoa; Chordata; Actinopteri; Syngnathiformes; Syngnathidae. The record is from RefSeq and is a predicted model, not a curated record. Gene Ontology annotation, molecular function: nucleic acid binding.